Messenger RNA from Rubroshorea leprosula, 1048 nucleotides. Lineage: Eukaryota; Viridiplantae; Streptophyta; Magnoliopsida; Malvales; Dipterocarpaceae. The record is from the annotation of a GenBank genome assembly.
AAAGCACCCUCUGGUAGAGAGAGAGAUUGAUUCACAAAUCAAAAACUACUCAAGGUCAUGCAUGGAUAACAAUUGAAUUUAAAAUUUUAUUUUGAAAGUACACUUAAGAGUAAUCAUUGGCAAGUUCACAUAUCUUGGUUUUAUUGUGAAGAACACUAUUCUCAUUGGAAAGAAACAGACCUGGCUAUCUCUGGUCUCAUGAUUAAGAAUUGGCUCUCAUUUUAAUUCAGCUGAAAAAGGAAAUGGUGCACUCCUAUGAUGCAACUGGUCAAAACAAUUAAGCUAUAGUCAAAACAAGCAUAAUUAGCUUGAAAAACCUGUUUUCUGUCCUAGUGUAAAUUUGGCACCUGAUGCAUAUUCACCCAUGGUCAGCCUCUUUCAGGAUAGAAUCAGGCAUAAGUGAAGAUCCUUGCCCAAUUUCCUAUUCUGCAUUUCUGCUCCGUUAUUUUGGGUUAAUAUUCACAUUCACUGAACUUUAAUUUAGUUGUACUACAUUGCUUAUGUUAUUAACACAUUGAUUUCCUCCUUUGUGCUUUCCUGCUACAGUGAGACACUCCUGGUUUUCUUUCUUCCUCAAGUGUUGAACUUUCUUUUAUCAGUUCCUCAGCUUUUCAGCUUCCUCAAAUGUCCUCAGCAUCGUCUGCCUAGGUUCAAUCCUGAAACUGGACUACUUACUGGGACACCUGACUGUACACUAGUUAACUUUUACUUGAGAAUAUUUGGGCCAAAAUCAGAAAAGUCACUCUGCAUCCACCUCCUCAUUGUUCAGGCUGUAGGAUGCUGCUUCUGUUUCCUACUGAGGUACUUUCUUGCUUGUUGGUAUAAAUAAGGCAGCGACAUUAAGGAGCUGGAAAAUCUCGUCCUAACAAACAUUAGAGUUGUUCUAUUCAUCCUUCGGUGGAGACAAAUGACCUGCGAUUUUGGACAUUGUUCGGGAGCGAAAACUGACAAUGGUAUUGAAGCAUUAAUGUACUUUUUGUGAGAUCACCAUGCGACUACAUCUUGUAUUUGUCUUAAUUUUUCUGUUCAGCUGUCUUUUUGACUCUUG